AUGGUGCAGCCAAGCACGCGAGGAUGGAAGGCCAUGACGUUUGGCCUGCUCUCCAUCCUCACCGGAUCAGCUCUCGCAGGGCCAGACCUGACGUCCAAACACGAGAAGGGAAGAUGCGCGAUCCGCGGGCAAUGCGGGAAGCAGAGCUUCUUCGGGUCAGAGCUGCCCUGCCCUGACAACGGCCCGGCCAAGACGCCGGACAGCGAUGUGCGGAAGAAGCUGGUCGACAUCUGCGGCAGUCAGUGGUCAGACACCGACAUUUGCUGCGACGAAGACCAACUCGACGCCCUCAAGACGAACCUCGACCGCGCCACGCCCAUCAUCAACGCCUGCCCUGCCUGCAAAGAGAACUUCUACAACCUCUUCUGCACAUUCACCUGCUCUCCCGACCAAUCCACCUUCAUCAACGUCACGCGAACCGAGCCCAAAGGAGACAAGUACCUGGUCACCGAACUAGACAACCUGGUAUCUGACAAGUACGCGUCAACCUUCUACGACAGCUGUAAGGAUGUCAAGUUCGGUGCGACAAACGGCAAGGCUAUGGACUUUAUUGGAGGUGGCGCAAAGAACUAUACACAAUUCCUGAAGUUUCUGGGCGACAAGAAGUUUCUGGGUUCGCCCUUCCAAAUCAACUUUCCUCGGCCCAGCGAAGACGAGUUCCCUGGAAUGGAUGCCAUGAACAAACACGCCUACCCAUGCGACACUGACGACGAGAAGUAUCGUUGCGCCUGCCUCGACUGUGGUGGAUCAUGCACUGAACUGCCAGAAGUGCAAGAGGAGAAGCAAUGCCACGUCGGUCUGCUGCCCUGCCUAUCCUUCGCUGUCAUCAUCAUCUACUCCUUCUUCCUCGGCUUGCUCUGCACUGCUGUCGCAGGACACGUUGCUUACAAGAAUCACUCGAAACACAAGACCGAGCGUAUGCGCCUGUUGCAGGACACGAGCCCUAGCGACGAUGAGGACGAGGGCGAUAUCGUACACAACGUUGGCAUGCUGGAUCGCCCCACUAAGCACUACUUCAUCAAUACGUGGUGCGAUCGCAUGUUCAGCCGUCUCGGUUACAUCUGCGCUCGCUUCCCUGCCAUUACCAUCGUCACCAGCGUCAUUGUGGUUGGCCUGAUGAGCUUGGGAUGGUUGCGCUUCCAGAUCGAGACCGACCCUGUCAAUCUAUGGGUCUCUCCUGAUUCCGCUGCCGCGCAAGAGAAGACCUUCUUCGAUGAGAAAUUCGGCCCCUUCUUCCGUGCUGAACAGGCUUUCCUUGUCAACGAUACCCACGGACAAGCCGGACCCGUUCUCAGUUACGAGACUUUGGAUUGGUGGUUUGGCGUUGAGAACCAGAUCCAGCGUCUUAAGUCUUACGAGCACGGCGUCACUCUCGACAAGGUCUGCUUCAAGCCAGUAGGCGACGACUGUGUUGUUCAGUCUGUGACUGGAUACUUCCAAGGCGACUUUGCCAAUGUCUCUCCCGACAGCUGGCAAGACGACCUACUGCAAUGUGUCGACAACCCUUCUCAGUGCUUGCCAACCUUCCAGCAGCCGCUCGACCCUCAUCUUCUCUUUGGUGGCGUCAACGAGACCGUUCUGGACGCGAAAGCGCUCGUCGUUACAUGGGUUGUGCAGAAUUUUCCCAAGGGCACCCCAGAAGAACAGCGCGCCAUGGACUUUGAGAACGAGAUGAAGAACUACCUCAAGUUCGUGUCUGAUGAAGCUCACAAGAGAGGUCUCCGACUGAGUUUCAACACUGAGGUCAGUCUUGAGCAGGAGCUGAGCAAGAGCACCAACACGGAUGCCAAGAUCGUGGUCAUCAGCUACAUCAUCAUGUUCCUGUAUGCAUCCCUGGCUUUGGGCUCUACCACGCUCACCGUAAAAUCUGUUCUUCGCAACCCAGCGAACGCAUUCGUACAGUCCAAGUUCAUGCUCGGUACUGUUGGCAUUCUGAUUGUGCUCAUGUCUGUGUCUGCAUCGGUCGGAUUGUUCUCGGCAGCAGGUAUCAAAGUCACCCUGAUCAUCGCAGAGGUUAUUCCGUUCCUUGUUCUGGCUGUUGGUGUUGACAACAUCUUCCUCAUUGUACACGAGUUUGAGCGCAUCAACAUCAGCCACCCCGAAGGCAGCAUCCCAGAACGUGUAUCACGUGCACUUGGACGCAUGGGGCCUUCUAUUCUGCUCUCUGCGCUCACAGAGACCACCGCAUUCGCUCUUGGGUGUGCCGUAGGGAUGCCUGCCGUGCGAAACUUCGCCGCGUACGCUGCAGGCGCUGUCUUCAUCAACGCUAUCCUCCAAGUCACCAUGUUCAUUGCUGUUCUAGCUCUGAAUCAGCAACGUGUGGAGAACAACCGAGCUGACUGCUUCCCGUGUGUUCGUGUCGGUCGUGCUGAUCCCGGAUACCUAAACGGCGGCAUGGGAUACGGCGCUGGUGAGGAAGGCGCACUUCAGCGAUUCAUCCGCAAGACCUAUGCUCCGGCGAUAUUGGGAAAGAAGACGAAGGUCGGCAUCAUUGCGCUAUUCUUUGGAAUCUUCACGGCUGGUCUCGCCCUCUUCCCAAGUGUGGAGCUAGGCCUUGAUCAACGCAUUGCUAUCCCCAGCGAUUCUUAUCUCAUUCCUUACUUCAACGAUCUUUACGACUACCUAGAUGUCGGCCCGCCAGUCUACUUUGUCACCAAGGAGCUGAACGUUACCGAACGGAAGCCUCAAAAGGAGCUUUGUGGACGCUUCUCCACCUGCGAUCGAGAGAGCUUGGCCAACAUCAUCGAAGCGGAGCGCAAGCGACCUGAGGUCUCGCAUCUCGCAGCUUCAGCCGCCAACUGGCUUGAUGACUUCUUCCUAUGGCUCAACCCCGAGAACGAGAAGUGCUGCGUCGACGACAAAGGCAAGCCGUGUUUCCAGGGUCGUCAACCACCUUGGAACAUGACUUUGUCGGGCAUGCCCGAAGGCGAGGAGUUCAUCCACUAUCUCCAACUCUGGAUCGACGCACCGACUACAGAAGACUGCCCGCUAGGAGGAAAGGCUGCUUACUCUGACGCUCUAGUCAUUGACUCGAAGCACCUCACCAUCCCCGCAUCACACUUCCGCACUUCGCACACGCCGCUCCGCUCGCAGAGUGACUUCAUCUCUGCCUACACGGCCGCACGACGCAUUUCGAAAGAAAUCUCCAAGGACGUCGACACGGAAGUCUUCCCCUACUCCAAGUUCUACAUCUUCUUCGACCAAUACACUACCAUCGUCCGUCUAGCCGGCGCCCUCAUCGGCUCCGCCCUCGCCGCCGUCCUCGUCAUCACCACCAUCAUGCUCGGCUCCCUAGCCACAGGUCUCGUCGUCACCCUUGUGGUCGGCAUGACAGUCUCUGCCAUCAUCGGCUCCAUGGCUGUCCUCGGCGUAUCCCUCAACGCCGUCUCGCUCGUCAACCUCAUCAUCUGCGUCGGUAUCAGCGUUGAGUUCACAGCGCACAUUGCCCGUGCAUUCACCUUCCCCAGCCGCGCUACCAUGGAGAAGGCACCCAGACACCGCUUCCGCGGUCGUGACGCCCGCGCUUGGACCGCCAUGGUUAACGUCGCAAGCAGCGUCAUCAGCGGUAUUACCAUCACUAAGAUCCUCGGCGUGGGUGUCUUGGCUUUCACGAGGAGUAAGAUCUUCGAGAUAUACUACUUCCGCGUUUGGGUCGCCCUCGUUCUUUGGGCUUCAACACACGCUCUUGUUCUCCUCCCCGUUCUCCUAUCAUUGGUGGGAGGUGGAGGCUACGUCGACCCAGAGAGUGAUGGCGGGCUUGAACAGGAUCUUAGAAGACGCCAGUACCCUGCGCUACUCGCUGAGGACGACGAGUAUGAUAGCGAUGACUAG
Alternaria metachromatica is the source of this 3831-nucleotide messenger RNA. RefSeq lists its product as uncharacterized. Gene Ontology annotation, molecular function: lipid carrier activity. Gene Ontology annotation, cellular component: membrane. The coding region runs from base 1 to 3831 and encodes 1276 amino acids. The record is from RefSeq and is a predicted model, not a curated record. NCBI's taxonomy places the organism in Eukaryota, Fungi, Ascomycota, Dothideomycetes, Pleosporales, Pleosporaceae. The transcript is spliced from 2 exons.